Messenger RNA from Gallus gallus (chicken), 1126 nucleotides. RefSeq names its product T-cell surface glycoprotein CD8 alpha chain-like. Bases 42 to 767 code for a protein of 241 amino acids. The record is from RefSeq and is a predicted model, not a curated record. The transcript is spliced from 2 exons. Lineage: Eukaryota; Metazoa; Chordata; Aves; Galliformes; Phasianidae.
GACAAAGAUCACCCGCGCUCCACUGCAUCGCCCCGAGGACAAUGGCCAGGUCUCCUGCACUGCUCCUCCUGCUCAGCCUGGGGCUCUGCUGCAACGUCACCCAGGGACAGAGGAACAUGAUGGCAGUCAGAUUCUUCAACAGGAACAUGAAGCACCCCCAGGAAGGACAGCGACUUGAGCUGGAGUGCAUGCCUUACGACAGAGGUACAGGUAUCUACUGGAUCCAUCUAGACAAGGAUUGGAACCUUCACUUCAUUGUUUCCAGUACCCCUGUCUCCAGGAACACCUUCCAAGGGAACAAGAGAACAUCUCCACAGUUUGAAGCACUCUGGACAGGAAAAAUCUAUCUGCUGGUGGUGAAGAACUUCACAACCCAGGAUGAGGGGAUCUAUUUCUGCACAAGCAACAUCAACCAGGUGCUGCACUUCAGCUCGGGACAACCCGCCUUCUUCCCAGGUCAGCAACAGCUUCACCCACCUCGCUCACGCCCAGAUCCCCUGCCCAUGCCUUCUCAAUCCAGCCCAUCACCCACAUUCCCCAUGGCCCUGCUUCUUUACCCAAGCCGUCUCAUCACACAGGCACUGCUCCUCCUCAGAGAGCCUCCCUGCCCACCAGCUCUGCUCAUGGUACCAACCCUGCCCAAACACACAGGAGGUCGUGCAGCCCAGCAGCACCUCCCCAUCCCAUCAGCACCUCUCAGGGAUGAGAGUUACAAAGUGUGCAGCCACCCCAGCCUUUCUCACCUCACAUGGACCUCUACAUUCUGACAGCCCCCAUAUGCUUACAGCACCUCAAAAAGAAACUCAGAAAUCCCUGUGACUCGCAGGAUGUGUUUUAUAACAGUGAUAACAAAGAGCUCACACAUACUGACGGGGCUGAUAAGAAAUUAGGAGCCCAAAUCCUUCUGUUUCCAGGGCUGGGCAGCAUGUGAAAGCAUCGCUGUUCAUAGCAGACCCUAUAAAAGUUCUUCCUGUGCCCGCGGCAUCCUGGCAUGUAUACAAGGAAGCUCUUCUGUUGUACCUCUCUGUAUUCACUUAUUUCUUCUUUCUGGUCGCAACUACAGCAGCACCCACCACCCAGAGCAGCCAGGCCACCAAGGACAACUCACAACAGGGCCUGGAUGCAG